AUGUGCCUUCUCAUAGAUACACUGGUACCAGUACCAAUGUGCCUUCUCAUAGAUACACUGGUACCAGUACCAAUGUGCUUUCUCAUAGAUACACUGGUACCAGUACCAAUGUGCAUUCUCAUAGAUACACUGGUACCAGUACCAAUGUGCCUUCUCAUAGAUACACUGGUACCAGUACCAAUGUGCCUUCUCAUAGAUACACUGGUACCAGUACCAAUGUGCCUUCUCAUAGAUACACUGGUACCAGUACCAAUGUGCCUUCUCAUAGAUACACUGGUACCAGUACCAAUGUGCCUUCUCAUAGAUACACUGGUACCAGUAACAAUGUGCCUUCUCAUAGAUACACUGGUACCAGUAACAAUGUGCCUUCUCAUAGAUACACUGGUACCAGUACCAAUGUGCCUUCUCAUAGAUACACUGGUACCAGUAGCAAUGUGCCUUCUCAUAGAUACACUGGUACCAGUAACAAUGUGCCUUCUCAUAGAUACACUGGUACCAGUAACAAUGUGCCUUCUCAUAGAUACACUGGUACCAGUACCAAUGUGCCUUCUCGUAGAUACACUGGUAACAGUACCAAUGUGCCUUCUCAUAGAUACACUGGUACCAGUACCAAUGUGCCUUCUCAUAGAUACACUGGUACCAGUACCAAUGUGCCUUCUCAUAGAUACACUGGUACCAGUACCAAUGUGCCUUCUCAUAGAUACACUGGUACCAGUACCAAUGUGCCUUCUCAUAGAUACACUGGUACCAGUACCAAUGUGCCUUCUCAUAGAUACACUGGUACCAGUACCAAUGUGCCUUCUCAUAGAUACAUUGGUACCCGUACCAAUGUGCCUUCUCAUAGAUACACUGGUACCAGUACCAAUGUUCCUUCUCAUAGAUACACUGGUACCAGUACCAAUGUGCCUUCUCAUAGAUACACUGGUACCAGUACCAAUGUGCCUUCUCAUAGAUACACUGGUACUGUGUACCAGUGUUCCUCCAUAG
Messenger RNA from Parnassius apollo (apollo), 987 nucleotides. The record is from the annotation of a GenBank genome assembly. NCBI's taxonomy places the organism in Eukaryota, Metazoa, Arthropoda, Insecta, Lepidoptera, Papilionidae.